ACACCACCCAAGAAGACUCUGCCCCCCAACCUCGUCCCUUUAAAACCCCCUCUCCUUCCCCCUUCCCUUUCCUUGUCUCUCAACCUCAUUACUUCAAAUUCCUAGGCAACCCACCUCAGCCCUUCUCUCUCUCUCUCUCUCUCCCUCCAAGGACACAGACAGGAAGCCAGAAGAGACGAAAGCAAAAAGAGGCAGAAGGAACACAUGGGCACUUUGGUCGGACAUGUAGCACCGGGCUUUGGCUUCCUUGUCAUUGGAUUGUGGCACCUCUUCAACCACAUCAAGCUCCAUGCUCUCCACCCCAACAACUACUCAUCCAGCCCCUGGUUCCCCACCUCGAGAAUGAGGUAUUUAGAGCUCUACUUAAUCAUGGGAGGGAGCUGCGCCUCCAUAGCCAUGGAACUCUUCAUCGGCCCGGACAGGCACCAACCGUUCGACCCAGAUGGAAGCAUCCCCUCCAACCACCUCCACAACUUCGAGCACGCUUCCAUAUCUCUGUGCUUCCUCAUGUACGCAGCCUUCGCGAUCCUCUUCGAUCGGAUUCGACCGAAAGCCCACUACGGCAUCACCCAAUUGCUGGCAGCACUCGCCUUCGCCCAGCAGCUUCUCCUCUUCCACCUCCACUCCGCCGACCACAUGGGUAUGGAAGGCCAAUACCACCUGCUUCUGCAGAUUGUGGUUCUCGUGUCUCUCAUCACCACCCUCAUGGGAAUUAACCUCCAAAAGAGCUUACUGGUGAGCUUCGUUCGGUCCCUCAGUAUUUUCUUCCAAGGUGUCUGGUUUAUUGUCAUGGGGUUUGUGCUCUGGACCCCGGCCUUGAUACCAAAAGGAUGUUUCAUGAACGAUGAAGAUGGGCACUUCGUUGUGAGGUGCCAGGGCGAUCACGCCCAACACCGAGCCAAGGCGCUGGUUAACCUCCAGUUCAGCUGGUUCUUGGCCGCGGCUGCCGCUUUUGGUGUUUUCUUUUAUCUAGCUUUGGUUAAGAUUUACGGCGAGAAGGUGGAGUAUUUUUCACUCGGGAAGAUGGAAGAAGAAGAAGAUGAUGAUGAUGACGACCUGGAGUCGCAGCAGAAGAGCAACCCAGAUGGGUCCAACUCCAAGAGUUUUAUUCACAUAAACAAGGGAUUAACAACCUCCACGGACAUGGAAAGGUAAAGAAAGAGAGCUUUGAGAGGGGGACAGAGAGUGGGAGUGAUGAUCAGUUGAUCACAGAUUAGGGUCCAGUGAUUGGGUAUGUGUUUGUUUUCUUCAUUUUUAUUUAUUUGAGUGAGCCCCUGGGAAUACCGGGGUUAUGGGGGAGUGGGAACAGAGAYCAAAUAAGAGAAGUACACGGACGGAAGUAGGAGGUGAAGAUGGUUUGAAAAUUCAAAUUGUUUGUUUUGUUUUACCCUUAUUUUUUGGUUGUCUGGUCCUUCUGGGGCUAAUCUCUUAUCUGAGAGGGUGAGCUCCUUGUGUUUGGGUGUACAUAAAAAAAUGUCCAAGCGUCAUAUGAAUUGUAUUUAUUUAAACCACCAAGUUGUAAAGAUGUCUACUUAAUUUGGGCUUUAGCUUUUGUGAUC
Nelumbo nucifera (sacred lotus) is the source of this 1559-nucleotide messenger RNA. RefSeq lists its product as uncharacterized. The record is from RefSeq and is a predicted model, not a curated record. Lineage: Eukaryota; Viridiplantae; Streptophyta; Magnoliopsida; Proteales; Nelumbonaceae.